Molecule: messenger RNA, 2760 nt
Organism: Emiliania huxleyi CCMP1516
Lineage: Eukaryota; Haptophyta; Isochrysidales; Noelaerhabdaceae
Exons: 2
Coding region: 1-2760 (919 amino acids)
Molecular function (GO): DNA binding; hydrolase activity; ATP binding
Source: RefSeq, a predicted model, not a curated record
AUGGCAUCGGUCCCUGUCCUAGUUUCGACGCUCACCUGGUGCACGCCCUUCGUGCGUCGCGCCACGGUCAUGUCGUCGCCCGUUUGCGACUUCCGCAGCAGCCGCAGCGGCGACUAUUCGCAGAACACGGGCCGCUGGUCUUGCGGCCCGCUCGACGGCUUGCGGUCGCUGGCAGUCUGCUCGUCAACGUCGGUGCCACGGGCGGUGCUGCCGCGCUCGACGGAUACUGACGCUAUUGCGACCUUCCUCCGAGAGACUGAGGGCGCGCCGCGCGUCAUCUUCUGCACCUACCACUCUGCGGAUCGCGUGGGCGCGGCGUUGCGGGAGGUUGGAGCUGCGGCCGACCUGCUGGUGUGUGACGAGGCGCACCGCUGCACGGGACGGACGAGCAAGCGGUUUGCGAGGCCGCUCUUUGACGAGUUUCUUCCCGCCCGCCGCCGCCUCUUCCUCACCGCCACGCCCAAGCUCAUCGGCGAGAAGCGCGACGCAGACGGAGCCCUCAUCCCGGCCGGAUCGAUGGACGACGAGAGCCUUUUUGGGCGGCAAGUUUACCGGCUAAGCUACGGCGAGGCGGUACGACUCGGGGUAGUGUCGCCGCUCAAGCUCGUCUUUCUGGACGUCGCCGACAGGUAUGCAGCGUGGGCGGCCGGUCGCGUGUCCGACUCUGACACGGACGACUCGGACUUGGUCGCGCUCUGCCUCGCCAUGCUCGACUGCCGCAGGAGCUACGGCGUCCGCACCGCCUUUGCCUUCUCCUCCUCCAACGCCCGCGCUGCAAGGCUCGAGCUAGUCGCGACGUCGGUCCUAGAGUCGGACGAGUUUGCCGUCGGCCGCGUCAACGGGUCGAUGCUGUCGGACGCGCGAGAGCGGCGGCUGGCGCCGCUGCGGCGGGCGGGCGAAGCCGCGGCACCGACUCAGCUCGUGACCAACUGCCGCGUGCUUGCGGAGGGCGUCGACUUGCCGUCGGUCGACCUCGUCGUGUUUGCCGACGCGAAGCAGAGCCACGUCGACAUCCUCCAGUGCAUGGGCCGCGCGUCGCGCGUCGCGCCGGGAAAAGCGUUCGGCUACAUUCUCGUGCCGGUCAGCGAGGAGGCGGCCGAUGGCGGGGCACAUGGCAGGGCGACGGCGGUUUUGAGGGCGUAUGCCGAGCAGGACGCGGAGUUCCGCGAAGCCCUCGCUGCGCUCGUCAGCGGCGAGGCGCGCGCAGGGGGGCCGCUCGACUACUCGGAAUGGCCAGAGGCGCUGCGCAGCGUGCUGCUGCUGCCAGAUCGCGGCGACGUGCAGCGCGCGGCGGAGCGGACGGUUGCGACGGUGGCGCGGGAGCUCAUCGACCGCUGGGAGCGAAUGUUUGGGCUGCUGCAGGCCUUCCGGGAGCAAGAGGGGCACGCCAAUGUGCCGCGGAAGCACGUGGAGGAUGGCGAGCAGCUUGGCGGAUGGCUCAGCCGCCAGCGCAAGCUUCACAAACAAGGGCUGCUGCCGGGAAUGCGCGCUCAACGGCUGGAGGCGGUGGGCGUGGUGUGGGAUGCUCGGGCGGAGCAGUGGGAGCGCAUGUUUGGGCUGCUGCAAGCCUUCCGGGAGCGAGAGGCACACGCCAACGUGCCGGACAGGUACGUGGAGGACGGCGAGAAGCUUGGUUCAUGGCUGCAGACGCAGCGGAAGCGCUACAAGGCGCGAGGGUGGAGCGAGGCGGAGCGCAAACGCGGGAAGGCCAGCGCGAUGAGCGACGAGGAGGUGGAGCGGAUGGAGGCGUUGGGCGUGGCGUGGGACCCGCUGGCGGAGCAGUGGGAGCGCAUGUUUGCGCUGCUGCAGGCGUUCAAGCAGCGUGAGGGGCACACCAAUGUGCCAGCAAAGCACGUGGAGGAUGGCGAGAAGCUAGGUGUCUGGCUGUCGGACCAGCGGAAGCGCUACAAGGCGCGAGGGCUGAGCGAGGCAGAGUGCAAACGGUUGUCGGUCAGUGCGAUGAGCGACGGGGCGGUGGAGCGGUUGGAGGCGGUGGGCGUGGUGUGGGAUGCUCGGGCGGAGCAGUUGGAGCGCAUGUUUGGGCUGCUGCAGGCGUUCCGGGAGCGAGAAGGGCACACCAAUGUGCCGUACCGGCACGUGGAGGACGGCGAGAAGCUUGGUGUCUGCCUGUCGAACCAGCGGAAGCGCUACCAGGCGCGAGGGUGGAGCGAGGCGGAGCGUAAAUGCAAGAAGGCCAGCGCGAUGAGCGACGAGGUGGUGGAGCGGCUAGAGGCGUUGGGAGUGGCGUGGGAUGUGCUGGCGGAGCAGUGGGAGCGCAUGUUUGGGCUGCUGCAGGCCUUUCGGGAGCGAGAGGGGCACGCCAAUGUGCCGUACCGGCACGUGGAGGACGGCGAGAAGCUUGGUGUCUGGCUGGGGACGCAGCGGAAGCGCUACCAGGCGCGAGGGCUGAGCGAGGCGGAGCGUAAACGCAGGUAUGCCAGCGCAUUGAGUGACGAGGAGGUGGAGCGGCUAGAGGCGUUGGGCGUGGUGUGGGAUGUGCUGGCGGAGCAGUGGGAGCGCAUGUUUGGGCUGCUGCAGGCGUUCCGGGAGCGAGAGGGGCACGCCAACGUGCCAAGCGGGCAUGUGGAGGACGGCGAGAAGCUUGGAUCUUGGCUGUCGACCCAACGGAAGCGCUACCAGGCGCGAGGGUGGAGCGAGGCGGAGCGCAAGGGCAGGAAGACCAGCGCGAUGAGCGACGGGGAGGUGGAACGGCUGGAGGUGGUGGGCGUGGUGUGGCAGCGCCGUGGCACACCCACAUAG